CUCUAAUCUGUCAUUACAACACAGAUUAGUUAGAGAGACUUUGUUGCUACAGAACUUAAAAUAGUCCUUUUGUGAUAUUGUACAAUUGUUAUUCGUUCUGAAUAAUAAGUUAACGUAUAAAUGAAUAUUUUUACGUUUAAUUCUUGUUGGAGAUACACGCUUCGCGUCGCUUUAAUAAAUCAUAACAGUGCUGUAAAAAAUAUACAAUUAUUAAAAAUCCAAAAUAGAAGUGGUUCUACAAUGUCUGAAAAAUUCAAGUUACCUGCACGGUACGGCACUGGAGACAAAAGUGUCUGGGUGGAGUACAUUGCACUAGCUUCAGAAUACAAACCAGCUGUGAACCUUGGACAGGGGUUCCCCGACUAUCAUGCACCAGAACAUGUCACUAAAGCUCUUGCUGAAAUCACCACUGGUGAUAAUCCAUUGCUGAACCAGUAUACCAGGGGUUAUGGUCACCCAAGACUAGUGCAGAACUUAGCAAAAUUAUACUCGCCAUUAGUAGGAAAACAAAUAGAUCCAUUAAAUGAAAUAUUGGUUGGCAGUGGAGCGUAUGAAGCUUUAUUCUCUGCCAUUUUAGGUCACGUGGACAAUGGUGAUGAGGUGAUUGUCAUCGAGCCAUUCUUCGAUUGCUACGACUAUAUGAUAAAAUUCGCUGGUGGCAUCCCUAAAUUUAUUGCUUUACAACCUAGAACGAAUAAAAGUGACAUAACCUCAGCAGACUGGGUCCUUGAUGAGAAAGAACUGCGCUCACUCUUCAACCCUCGCACCAAAAUGAUAAUCCUCAACACCCCCCACAACCCGCUUGGCAAAGUUUUCACACAGCAAGAAUUGGAACUGAUCGCGGACUUGUGCAAGAAACACAAUGUGCUCUGUCUCUCCGAUGAAGUUUAUGAAUGGAUGGUGUUCAAACCACAUAAACAUAUCAGAAUAGCCAGCCUGCCCGGGAUGUGGGAGCGAACCAUCACGAUAGGGUCAGCGGGCAAGACCUUCUCCGUGACAGGAUGGAAGAUCGGCUGGGCGUACGGGCCCGCCAACUUGAUGACGAAUCUCCAAGUGGUGCAUCAGAACUGCGUGUACACUUGCUGCACUCCUGUACAGGAAGCCGUAGCCCGCAGUUUCGAGUUUGAACUAGCUCGUUACAACUCACCAGAAUGCUACUUCGUCUCAUUGGCCCACGAGCUUCUCGCUAAAAGAGACUACCUUGUGAAGGUACUAAAGGAGAGCGGGUUCAAGCCUACAGUACCGGAUGGUGGUUACUUCAUUAUUGCCGACUGGACUGAUUUAGAAAAGAAAAUAGACCUAGUCUCCGAGAAGGAUAAAUAUAAAGACUAUCGAUUCACGAAAAAGUUCGCGAAAGAGGCCGGGGUGCUGACUAUACCGCCUAGUGCUUUUUACUCAGAGGAACAUAAACACUUAGGAGAGAAAUACGCCAGAUUCUGCUUUAUCAAGAAAGACGAGAAUCUUGCUUUGACUGAGAAAUUAUUAAAAGAAUGGAGCAGCAAGAAAACAGAUCGCAUACAUUGAAUGCAACUUGUGAUAGUAUAUUUAAGGUGUCUCAGUAACAAUACAUAUAUAUUAAACAGUAGAAUCGAUUCUGAAGCGCCAUUUCUCUAAACGUAUCAUUCAAAUUUCAAUUUAAUCUUUGUUCUAAGGACCAAUCUAAAUUGCUUAUAUAUUUAAGUCGAAAUUAUUAAUUUAUUCUGGCCCAUACAUCAGCAAUUUUGCGGAAUUAUCAAAAUAAAAUAUUAAAUUCAGAGAUAGGUAUAGAGGAAUGCUAGCUUUAAAUCGACUCCAAUAUCGAAAUACUGAUGUGGUAAAUUUAUUGAAGUCCGUGAUAAUGAUUUUAUAUUUACCUAAAAAAAAAACAAA
Galleria mellonella (greater wax moth) is the source of this 1869-nucleotide messenger RNA. RefSeq names its product kynurenine aminotransferase (gene Kyat). The coding region runs from base 121 to 1524 and encodes 467 amino acids. Gene Ontology annotation, molecular function: pyridoxal phosphate binding; L-kynurenine:2-oxoglutarate transaminase activity. The transcript has 10 exons. Gene Ontology annotation, cellular component: mitochondrion; cytoplasm. NCBI's taxonomy places the organism in Eukaryota, Metazoa, Arthropoda, Insecta, Lepidoptera, Pyralidae. The record is from RefSeq and is a predicted model, not a curated record. Gene Ontology annotation, biological process: biosynthetic process.